Molecule: messenger RNA, 666 nt
Organism: Etheostoma cragini (Arkansas darter)
Lineage: Eukaryota; Metazoa; Chordata; Actinopteri; Perciformes; Percidae
Gene: asah2
Product: N-acylsphingosine amidohydrolase 2
Exons: 4
Biological process (GO): sphingosine biosynthetic process; ceramide catabolic process; long-chain fatty acid biosynthetic process
Cellular component (GO): extracellular region
Molecular function (GO): N-acylsphingosine amidohydrolase activity
Source: RefSeq, a predicted model, not a curated record
GACAAAGUGGCGGAGCUGCCGGCCGGCCCACAGCCUCCUUUCUUUGAGAAGAAUCUCUUCAAUCUGAUUGGUCCACCGGGUGUUGACAAAAAACCAGACAACAGCAGCUUUGGAGACGUCCUGGAGCAGGUGUCCCCCGUCUACCGACAGGGGGACGUUGUCUCGGUCACGUUCAUAGCAGGGAACCCUAGGAACUCAGGGGACAUCAGAGACAAACCGUUUGUUACCGUGGAGAUUCAUGAUAACAGGACAAACCACUGGGACGUUGUCUACACUGAUGCAUCAUGGGAGACCAGGUUCCACUGGCUGAAGGGGUCCAACCAGCAGAGCAACGCCACCGUGGAGUGGCAUGUCCCCCCCGAGGCCCCCAGCGGGUCCUACCGGAUCAGGCACUUUGGACACUACCGGCAGAGGAAGGGCCUGCAGGCCGUCAUCACGCCGUACCACGGCACGUCCCACGUCUUCACCGUCUCCGCCAGCUUCUACUAUCACUGAGACCAACGAGACGGCUGAAGACUUAAAGACACAGCGCGGGACAGAAGUAUAAAGAUCAUCUAGGGACAGACAUGUAAAGAUCAUCUAGGGACAGACAUGUAAAGAUCAUCUAGGGACAGACAUGUAAAGAUCAUCUAGGGACAGACAUAUACAGAUCAUCUAGGGACAGAC